CAGUGGGAAGGUCUGCAGGCAGCGGCCGCAGCUGGUGCAAUGCAGACUCCUCUGGCCAUUCCAGUGCCUGUGCUCCGGUUCCCCCGCGGCCCUGAUGGCUUGAGCCGUGGCUUUGCCCCUGAUGGACGCAGGACCCGCCUGAAGCCAGAAGCACCUGGAAGCCAAGAGUGUCCUGUAGGUCAACAAUCCCAGGAAUCCCGGGAGCAGCGCGCCCGAGCCGCCCUUCGGGAGCGCUACUUGCGCAGCCUGCUGGCCAUGGUGGGUCGCCAGGUGAGGUUCACACUGCACGAGGGUGUGCAUGUGACCGCCCACUUCGGAGCCACCGACCUGGACGUGGCCAACUUCUACGUUUCUCAGCUGCAGACUCCCAUAGGUAUACAGGCGGAGGCCCUGCUUCGCUGUAGUGACAUUAUUUCUUACACCUUCGAGCCAUGAAGUCAGUACUGUGUUCACCCUUCCACUGUGGGCUUAGCUGCGGUAUCCCAGGUUUCUUUCCUGACCAGGAACUCGGGGGCCUGAGGAGUUCUGGGUUCCCUUGGAAUUCUAGCCAAUCUCCAAGCAUUUGUGGCUGUUGAGGACCUCCAGGGUCUACUCAAUAAAACUGCAGCCCCCGGAAUUCUGAUGUCACCGAAAGACUGUUCGACCUCCGAGUUCUGAACUCUACCGAAUAUGGGCCAGGUGCCAGUUCCUGAAGACAGGGCAGAGGGCUGGGUUGAAGGAAGGCAAACUGUAGGGCGGGGAACUGUAUUCAAGAGUUUGCAAAAUUCCCCAGUGCUCCCGUCCCGUUAAAGAAGCAAUCAUCCCAGCACAAUUCAACUCUUGGUUUUCUUUUCAAAUGUUUGGGCUGUCUGAGGGAUGGAAUCUUCUUUGGGAGGUGGUAGGGUGGUUAUCCAGGUUCAGGAUCCUGUGGGCCUGGGUGGAGAUGGUGAGGAACCUGGAUAUGUGUGCAGGGCUGCUCCCCACAACUUCUCAAGGGGAGAUCUGUACUAUGGCAGUUUGGGUGGGUGAGGGGUGGAGCUUUCUUUUUAAGCCAAGGAGUGUGGUUCACACUGGGUUACGUGGCUGCACACAGGUGUCACUUCUGGGGUCCCACUGUGGAGAGGUGUGGACUUGCACUCAGCUGAUUUUUUUUUUUUGGUGUCAGGGUUCGAACUUGGGUCCUUGCACUUGUGAGGCAGGCAGCAGAACCACUGAGCUAAAUCCCCAGCCCCCUGCUGAUUUGUUUCUUGCAGGUGGAGAGAAUGGAAAGUCGUGAACAAGAAAAAGCAGAGGAUUAGUGGUUAGCAUGAAGCUCCACCCUACCUCCAUUGUCCUCUGGCUCCCCCCUUUCCUGCUUUUUAAUGAGGCAGUCCAUAUAUGCUUCAUUUAAUCCUUAUCAUUCAGCAGAUGAUAUUUAAAGUAGUUUGUGUCCCCUGUUGAAAAGAUAGGUUUUUUGUUUUUGUUUUUGUAGUUCAAGCUGGCCUCGCACUUUAAAAAAAUCCUCCUGCCUCAGCCUGCAGGCACUACCAUACCCGGCUUCCUGUCCCCUAUUUUAGUCCUCUCAAGUUCGGAAUUUAAGUGAAGCCUUCCAGUAAGAAUAAAAGACAUUUGUUUUAUUAGUUGCGAACACGCGCUUGUAGGUGAUGCUGAAUGGGCCAGUCAGUCCCAAACGCCCCAUUAGUCCAUUCACUACGCCACCUCUGGCGAGUUCCAGGCCUAGCUCUCCGACUGCCUUAGCAAGUUGGUGGCUUGCUCCGCCCCAAGCCCCUUUCAAGGUUUCAACCAGCCGGUAGGGGCUCUGUGGGCGGGGAAAGGAUAGCGAAAGUGCCGAGCCGAAACCUGAGCAUUGAAUUGUGCCCUGGGGGCGUGGCUCGCGCUAGUGAUGGUUUGGUGAUCUACCUUCAUUGCCCGGUGUUUGGAUCGGCAGAUUCAUCUCUCCCUUUUGGGAACUCUUCUCCCAUUAAAAAAAAAAAAAAAAAAAUCAGGUAUAGGAUAUUCCUCAUGGACUCGCAUUUAAUUUAAUAUUGUAAUUUAGAUUUUUUUUUGGUACCGGGAAUCGAACUCAGGACAUCGCACUUGCCGGGCAGGCGCUAUGCCGCUGAGCUACAUUCCCGGCCCUGUAAUUUAGAUUUUAUGCGGAGCUGCCGAGAUACCUAGAACUACUGAUGAAACUGCAGCCCGCAAAUCGAAGCCUAGAAUCUAGAAAGAGGGCAGCAGAUUGAGUGUCCAGACAGGAUCCCUCUGUCAUCACCCGUCACCUACUCUUCGGUCUCUAGCGAAAGUGCGAAUACGAACGAGCAGGCACGCGCGGGGCUCGGCGGAGGCGCGCUUGGGCUCCCGGCGACGACGACAGAGACGACAAGGAGAGGGGACGGAGGCGGCACCUGAAGCAGCGGUGGAGCCCAUGCCCCGGGACG
This is a messenger RNA of Fukomys damarensis (Damara mole-rat), 2396 nucleotides long. RefSeq names its product gem nuclear organelle associated protein 7 (gene Gemin7). Gene Ontology annotation, molecular function: RNA binding. Gene Ontology annotation, biological process: spliceosomal snRNP assembly. The transcript has 3 exons. NCBI's taxonomy places the organism in Eukaryota, Metazoa, Chordata, Mammalia, Rodentia, Bathyergidae. Bases 40 to 435 code for a protein of 131 amino acids. The record is from RefSeq and is a predicted model, not a curated record. Gene Ontology annotation, cellular component: SMN-Sm protein complex.